AUGAACUUUUAUCGACUUGACGUCGUCUUCGCUCACUUCACCCAGGCCGCCGCUGUCCGCCAAUAUCAUGUCAAUCCCCGCAUGGAUUAUCGCACUGUCGCCGCUGUCAACGGCCCAUUGGUAGUGCUUGACAACGUUUCAUUCCCGUCUUACAACGAGAUCGUACAGCUCACCUUACCCGACGGUACGAUCCGUGGAGGUCAAGUACUCGAAGUGAGUGGGAAAAAAGCAGUCGUGCAGGUCUUCGAAGGGACUUCUGGUGUCGACACAUCGGCUACUCGUAUCGCCUUCUCAGGAUCUUCUAUGAAACUCCCCGUCUCGGAAGACAUGCUUGGCCGCGUGUUCAACGGUAGUGGAAAUCCUAUCGACAAGGGGCCCAAAGUCUGGGCCGAGGACUAUCUUGACAUCAACGGUUCCCCUAUCAACCCAUAUUCGCGAAUCUAUCCCGAGGAAAUGAUCCAGACUGGUAUAUCUACCAUUGAUACCAUGAACUCCAUCGCUCGAGGACAGAAGAUCCCCAUCUUUAGUGCCGCUGGCUUGCCGCACAAUGAGAUUGCUGCACAGAUCUGUCGACAGGCUGGGCUUGUCAAACGGCCAGGCGCCACUAAAGGGGUGCAUGACGGGCACGAAGACAACUUUUCGAUUGUCUUUGCCGCCAUGGGUGUGAAUAUGGAGACGGCUCGAUUCUUCAAACAAGACUUUGAAGAAAGUGGCUCCAUCAGUAAUAGUACUCUUUUCGUCAAUUUGGCGUCUGACCCCACAAUCGAACGUAUCAUCACUCCUCGGUUGGCUUUGACCACGGCCGAAUACUUUGCCUACCAGCUAGAGAAGCACGUGCUUGUCGUCAUGACGGACAUGUCCAGUUACGCUGACGCUCUUCGAGAAGUAUCAGCCGCCCGUGAGGAGGUCCCGGGUCGUCGAGGUUACCCUGGGUACCUAUACACCGACUUGUCGACCUUGUACGAAAGGGCUGGACGAGUGGAGGGACGUAACGGGUCAAUCACGCAGGUUCCGAUCCUCACCAUGCCCAAUGACGAUAUCACUCAUCCCAUUCCUGACUUGACAGGUUACAUCACCGAGGGCCAAAUAUUCGUCGACCGUCAGCUCCACAACCGACAGAUCUACCCUCCCAUCAAUGUGCUCCCGUCUCUGUCCCGACUGAUGAAAAGUGCCAUUGGCGAGAAGCUCACGCGAAAGGACCACGGCGAUGUUUCCAAUCAGCUGUACGCCAAGUACGCGGUCGGCAAAGACGCUGCCUCGAUGAAGGCUGUCGUCGGCGAGGAAGCUCUGUCAUCAGAUGACAAGCUUGCUUUGGAGUUCCUCGAACGCUUCGAAAAGGAAUUCGUUGGUCAAGGUGCCUAUGAAGCCCGAACCAUCUUCGAGUCUCUCGACAUCGCAUGGGAGCUCUUACGAAUCUUCCCCAAAGAGUCACUCAACCGUAUCAGCCCAAAGAUCCUGGCUGAAUUUUAUCCCCGCAAGGCAAGCAAGCCAUCCGAAUCAAAAGCCAAGGGAGGGGAGAAUCUGAUAGAUGCGUAA
Messenger RNA from Tremella mesenterica DSM 1558, 1536 nucleotides. RefSeq lists its product as uncharacterized. Gene Ontology annotation, biological process: ATP metabolic process; proton transmembrane transport. The record is from RefSeq and is a predicted model, not a curated record. Bases 1 to 1536 code for a protein of 511 amino acids. Lineage: Eukaryota; Fungi; Basidiomycota; Tremellomycetes; Tremellales; Tremellaceae. The transcript has 16 exons. Gene Ontology annotation, molecular function: ATP binding; proton-transporting ATPase activity, rotational mechanism. Gene Ontology annotation, cellular component: proton-transporting V-type ATPase, V1 domain.